This is a messenger RNA of Fonsecaea multimorphosa CBS 102226, 1518 nucleotides long. RefSeq lists its product as uncharacterized. The coding region runs from base 1 to 1518 and encodes 505 amino acids. NCBI's taxonomy places the organism in Eukaryota, Fungi, Ascomycota, Eurotiomycetes, Chaetothyriales, Herpotrichiellaceae. The record is from RefSeq and is a predicted model, not a curated record. Gene Ontology annotation, cellular component: membrane. The transcript is spliced from 3 exons.
AUGCUUCCCGUAACAGCCACGUUUGCUCCAGCCUUCGCUGUCUACUACGCCCUCCUCAACCUCCGUGUGAGCAUGGUGCGUGUGUCGUGCAACACCAUGAUGGGCACCGAUGCCGCGAACAAGAGCAGCAAGAGUAGUCAAUCAUCCUCGGCCUUAAAACCCGACUACUCCAACGAUCUGCUCGUCAGCGCCCGCUGCCACGCCAACUUCGUCGAGAACGUGCCGUAUGCGCUCCUCGUUGCGUCCUUUGUCGAAUUGAACGGCGGAAACACCCGGUUCUUGACGGCCUCGUUGGCCGCGCUGCUGUUCUUCAGGGUCGCGCAUGUCGAGUUCGGGUUGAAGGCCAAGGACUCGAUGGGCUGGGGAAGGCCGGUUGGAUACUUUGGCACGUUGGGUUUCGUGGUCGGUAUGAGUUCUUAUGCGGCUUGGUUGUCUCCCCUGUCUCCUCCUCCCUAUCUUGAUUGUAAUUGUGAGCCGCACAAGCAUGGAAUGAUUGUCAAGGACCCGCCCGUCUGCUCCCGUUGUGCCGAUCAGCCAGAGUCCCUCGCAAAGCUUGAGCAACAUGUGAGAGUCCCGAGGAAAGGCUCCGACAGCGUCUUGCCACCCAAGGGAUUGUUGGAUGGAGCGUCUUCGAGACUGUCAUUGACAAACCCACUGGAUCCGGAGGCCAACAGGCUCGGGAAUGUAAGUCAAAGACAUCAAAUGCCUACACCAUGGAUGACUCUUCUGUCUUCAGACCGGCGUGGAGAGCCCUUUGGAACUCCUCUGCAGAAGCAAGGCAGAGCAUAUUCCACGUCGUUCACCACAGCGCCUCAGUCCCCCGGAGUCAUCCAUGGGGUAUCUCGUCCAGAAUUUUCACGUCUGCCUCGGCCAGGCUUGUCGAAACGCCUGCCCAUACUAUCGCCAGAGUCAGUGGCCGCGUCGCACACUCAUUUGGUCGAGCAGAUUCCUGCAGGAUCCUCGAACCAUCAAGAAUUCGAAGCUUCACCUCCGACACAAUCAAGCGCCUCGCCUUCUCAGUGUUUACGCACGCCAGCAUCCGAUUACGCCGAUAGGUCGCAAUCCGACGCGAGGAGUCGUAUACGACGCAGCAUCUCAACCACCAAAGCGAUAAAUCCUUUCCGAAGAUCUUCCACGGCCAAGUCAAGUCUCGCACCUGCCGAAUCAUGCGGUCCAGCAAAGAUGCAUACUCCACAAUCUUCCCAGGACAAUGUCCCCGGCAGAGCCCCCUUCUUUAAAGAUCUUUCAGCUUUCUUCAACUUGCGUUCCAAGGCUGGAAAACCCAGUCCCCCACGCCGCUUCAGCCCUGUAAGCACGAGAGCCAACGAGAGCGGAAGCAGCCUGGAUCGGGCAUGUCAGAGGUGCGGUGUGGACAUGUCUGACUGGUGGGUACGGCGCCAGUCGGGUGCGCAGAGUCGUGAUAGCGAGGGUGAUCGAGGCCGUCCUGUGGAUCGGAUCUGCGAGAGUUGCAAGGCCGCUGGCACGGUGGCCAGGGCAAUGCCUGGAGCAUGGGACUGA